This is a messenger RNA of Lytechinus variegatus (green sea urchin), 1208 nucleotides long. RefSeq lists its product as uncharacterized. Lineage: Eukaryota; Metazoa; Echinodermata; Echinoidea; Temnopleuroida; Toxopneustidae. Bases 147 to 767 code for a protein of 206 amino acids. The transcript has 6 exons. The record is from RefSeq and is a predicted model, not a curated record.
GGCAAUUUCAUAACAAGAGCGCUACGUUCUUUGAAGAUCAUGCAAAGCGUACACCUCGGAAAUUUAACAUUACUGUCUAAAAAAUAAAUAGAAUGAUAUUUUUCAUCAAUGUAGCAAGAUCUUUAUGAGCUUCAUCACAAUUAGAUAUGCCACGUCAGAGAAGAAACAGAGUCGCUCAAGCCCAGGAGGUGAGGAGAAAUGAAGUCCAUGGAUUGAUAAAGUGUAUUAAGAAAAAAAGUCCAUUCAACUACAGAGCUGGAAUAUUUAUCGGCGUGAUGCAGUUGGUUUUUGGUAUCAUCUCAGUGGCCUUAUCAUUGUACGUCAUUACCUACUAUCACUGGGACAUCAUUGAUUAUCCACGAGUUGGAGUUUGGGCUGGCGUUUCUUGUUAUAUUCCAGCCGGUCUCCUUGGGUUUCUGUCGAAGAAGCAGCACACAUGGAUGGUGUGUUUUUAUAUGCUAUGGUGUAUCUUGGCUGCCUUUGCUGGUCCACUUAUGACUGUAUUCGAAGGUAUCGUGGCCGGUGUAGGAUCUCUUGUAUUCGCCUGUAAAAGUCUGCUUGGACCUCUAUUUGAUGUACCCCUUGUAAACUUGGUAGUUAACGAAAGACUAUGCGAGAAGUUUGGCAUCGAGGAAGCUGUUAUCCUCCACGGAGUCCUAGGGGUCAUUGGUUUAAUCGAGUGUGUUCUAGGUAUUGUGGGUUCUGCAUUUUGUUGCAAUGGUCUUUGCUGUGGAAUGCCUACACACGUGAUACCUGUCAAUGUGUAAAAAGAGAAACGGAGUACCAGUAAAGUCAAUUUUCGACGUACCCCACAGAAGGGGCGGAUCUGGAAUUCAAGGGGACAUUUUUGUUGUUAAGUUCAGAAAAUCCUGACAAGCAAGAAAUUUUGCCAACAGUAAUUUCUGAACCAGGAGGGGUUUCGAAAAUAAUUUUAAAUGAGCUUGUACUUUUAUAAGCUAUCCUCUGAGUGUAUGUUAUGGACAUAUCUUAUGUCACGCUUUAGUGAGUAAGAAGGCAAAAUUUGCACUUUUUAAAAGCCACAAGGCUAACAUCAUGACUAUGGUUACAUUUUAUUGGAAAUAAUUCCUAAUUUUUUAAUCCUAAUUGUUGAGAAGGCUUGCAAAAGGUACUUUCUAGAAUACAAUAGGGGAAGGCGGGGUAAGUUGAGCAUAGGGGCAAGUUGAGCCACCAGCCCCAGGCCAAUAAUG